GCUACAAAAAAUUCUUCUUGUCCUGAUCGCACUUUCUUCUCAGUAAGUGCUUUAUUGUUAUCAUUUGCUGCUUUAGUACAGCUGUUAGCUAAAUAGAAUCAAUAGAUUUGAAGAACUCUUUAUAGAAGGUUGCUGCAGCUCAUCCGCAGAUUAACCUCCUCUUGCUCCCGUUACUGUGACCAGGAGAACACUUUUGAAGGCGUUUGCAGCCAUCAGCACUGCCAGUUUGCCACAUCCCCUCAGCAUAGAACGAACAGAGAAAACAGCACGAACGUGUGCGAGCAACUCUUGUUGUGUUUUGCCCGUUUCACCACUGUUAAGCUGCUCUACUUAGAAAGAAAGGAGAGUGAACCACAUCAGCGAUCAGUUAACAAAGCUUAACCACUGUCUGUCAGUCUCCUUGCUAAAGCUCCACGAACCAUAGUACUUGUUUUUAUUGUUGCUGCUCUUUCGAACUCUUAUGAGCAAUGGCGGCACACAUGAUCAUCCCAUUACCGGUGCGGUUCAGCAGUAAUGUGCACCUCACCCUCCACCAGGCCUUCCUCGCCUCUGCCGGCGUUCUACUGAGUGACCCCGUCGCGCGUGUGCACGUCGUCACAGUGAAGACGACACGCCCCACGAAAGCCUCCUCCAACGCACAGGCAGACGCGCAAAACGACGGCGUACGGAUUGUGCUCAACGCGAGGGAGGUGGGUAAGACAAAGCCUUGCUUCUUCACCGCUCACCCCUCUUUUAACGAGUCCUUCGACUUCACCGUGGCGGAAACAAGCGCCCUCACCUCUCUCGCCGCGCCGUCCGCCCUGUCCAACACCUCCGCGCCGAACAGAAAGAAGCGUGACGACGGCGCGGACGUGAAUAGCAGCGGCGGUGGCGGCAACACGGUGAGUGUGGUGGACCACGUCGUCAUCACGCUCGAAUCGGCCGAUGGCACGGCCUUUUACGGAGAAGCCUACGCGCCCUUCAGUCCACACUGCAGCAGCGCUGCGCCUGCAGCGGCCCCCGUACGCGUGAUGCUCGCACCGCGUAACGCGCAGGACGUUAGCGACCCACUCUUUCUACAAGACAACGCCCUUCUCGCCGAGCGCCACCUCGACGACUUUGGCUUUGUGACGAUCAGCUGGGAAGUGGCGGUGGUGCCGCAUGGAGGAGCUCUGCUGGGCAACGAGGCCGCUGCUGCCCCGACCGGGCUACUUCCGGUUGGCUUGGCGCUGCGGGCUACGUGGCUGGCCCGGGCCGCCGCCUACACUCGCGGGGCGCAGUACACGACAUCGGUGGAGUUUGGUGGGCUGGACCGCUUCAUCUUCUCCGACCCGGCGCAGCCCGUCUGCCUCACGUUGCAGGGCGGCGCGGCCGAGGCGCAGCUGCGUCGGGCCACCUUCCACUGCACCGUGCAGAGUGCGAUGGAGCCGUCCAAAUCGCAUGAGGUAACGAUUCCGCUGCCGCUGCCACCGCUGAAUGUUGCCGCAGCGCGGAACCGCGACAUCCACUGGGUAGCACCGGCGCGAACGUCCCAAGGGCUCGACCUCGGCCUCCUGCUCGUCUCGAUGCGGGUGUCCAGCACGCCCUUGACGGCCGACGCGCCGCGCUGCCCUGAUGAGGCGUGUCUCCGCAUCAACGACCCACAGCAUCAGGAGGAGCAUCAGCACGUCGCGCAGCUCUGGGGCAUGCGUGCGCCGCCGCAGACCCCACCUGGCGCCUACCAGCCCAUCGCCUGGGAGUCGCAGCAGCACGUAGCGGAGGCGGCGCAGCGGCGGUGGAAGCGGCAGUGCGUGGUGGAGGCGCGGCCCGCGCUGGAGCACCUCCGGCACCUCUUCGACGUUCUCAUGGGCCGCACCACGCUCGACGACGGAGUGGCGCACGUCGCGGCGACCUUCUGCAACAAAAGCCCCGCCGAAAUCUCGGCGGGCGACCUGCGGGAGUUGAUGGUCGCCUUCGCCUUCCACGCGUCGAAGCUGACAGUGCAGGCGGCGGCGCGCUUCUGCUUCGUGGCGCUGCGCCGCGACGUGCCGGAUGCCGUGGCGGCCGAGGAGGUGCAGUACAUUGUCGAUCACUGCUUGGUGGAGCGGACGGUGGAGAUGCCGGCCGGGGAGCGGCGUCGCUGGGUGACCGACCUCUUCGCAAGCGUUCCCGUCGUCUCCUACGCGGACUUUGUGAAGUACUUUAUCCACAACUACGCCAUGUGGGCCGCGUUUGGCGUGCCGCUGACGGUGGAGACCGCCGCCUCGAGCAUGCAGCACUGUCACGCCGCCCUUCAGCAUCAGCAGCAGUCGUCGUCGUCUCGAUGCGGCACACCACGCACUGCGGCAGCGGUGGUGGUCGACGUCGCACUUUUUCCCUCUUCCGAUCUGCGCGCGCCAGCCCCUGCAGCUGACCGUUCAGCCGGGGUGCCGUCCAACCCCGAAGCUGCGGCGGCUACUGCGAGCCCCUCCAAUGUGUGGCGCACCUUCGUGGUUCGUGUGGCGCAGACACCCUCCAAAGCCUUCAGCGUCACCGCCCACGUCAGCGACCGCAUCAGCGAUGUCAUGGCGAUUGUGGAAGGCAACGUCGGAAUUAAAGUCACGCGGCAGGAGUGGCGGCUGGCCGGGACAGGCGGUAGUACUUCUCCACCGGGUAGUACUGCGGCCGCCACGAGUGCGGCGCCCCCUGCGCCGUCGAUGAAGCUGCUCGAUCCCUCCCUGUUGGUCGGGAACACCACUCUGGGCCUUCCCUCCGCCCUGCGCAACCCCGUCUCUUCUUCCUCCGCCUCCGCCUCCUCUUCUCCUUUUUCGCACGGCGCUGGCAACACGCAGGAGGUGUGGAUUUACGAAGCGGAGGCGACCAUCCUGUUGCGCUUUCACGUGACGGACUGCCUGCACAGCAAAAAGGACUGGCAGGAGCGGGUGCAGGCGAAGGAGAAGGUGCUGAAGCUGCGGGCCGCAGUGCAGCGCAAGACGCUGAUCCCGCUCUCCCGCUGCACCCUCAGCGUCAAGCACCAAGACGGCGCCGUGACGACGCUGCAGGACCGGCACACGGUGGCGCACUACCACCUUGUGAGCGGCGACGUGAUUGACGUCUCGCACGAUUGA
Messenger RNA from Leptomonas pyrrhocoris, 3065 nucleotides. RefSeq lists its product as hypothetical. The record is from RefSeq and is a predicted model, not a curated record. Lineage: Eukaryota; Euglenozoa; Kinetoplastea; Trypanosomatida; Trypanosomatidae. The coding region runs from base 468 to 3065 and encodes 865 amino acids. The transcript has a single exon.